Messenger RNA from Myiozetetes cayanensis, 3774 nucleotides. RefSeq names its product heat shock transcription factor 4 (gene HSF4). Gene Ontology annotation, biological process: regulation of DNA-templated transcription. The transcript has 13 exons. The record is from RefSeq and is a predicted model, not a curated record. The coding region runs from base 13 to 1533 and encodes 506 amino acids. NCBI's taxonomy places the organism in Eukaryota, Metazoa, Chordata, Aves, Passeriformes, Tyrannidae. Gene Ontology annotation, molecular function: sequence-specific DNA binding; DNA-binding transcription factor activity.
CCCUGGGGAACUAUGCAGGAUUCACCCGGCUCCCUGGUGAUGGAUGGAUACUCCAGCAAUGUCCCAGCCUUCCUAACGAAACUCUGGACGCUGGUGGAAGAUCCUGAAACAAACCAUCUCAUCUGCUGGAGUUCUAAUGGCACCAGCUUCCAUGUGUUCGACCAGGGCCGCUUUGCCAAAGAGGUGCUGCCCAAGUACUUCAAGCACAACAACAUGGCCAGCUUUGUCCGGCAGCUGAACAUGUAUGGCUUCAGGAAGGUGGUGAACAUCGAGCAGGGCGGGCUGGUCAAGCCCGAGCGGGAUGACACUGAGUUCCAGCACCUCUGCUUCCUGCAGGGCCACGAGCACCUCCUGGAGCACAUCAAGAGGAAGGUGUCAGUAGUGAAAAGUGAGGAGACCAAGAUGCGCCAGGAGGACCUGAGCAGGUUGCUGUACGAGGUGCAGAUCCUGAGGAGUCAGCAGGAGAACAUGGAGUGUCAAGUGCAGGACAUGAAGCAGCAAAACGAAGUUCUUUGGCGGGAAGUUGUUUCUCUCCGGCAGAACCACUCGCAGCAGCAGAAAGUGAUCAACAAGCUGAUUCAGUUUCUGUUUGGCCAGCUGCAAUCCAGCCCCAGCAGCUCUGGGAUAAAGAGGAAGCUACCUCUGAUGCUUGACAAUGGGAUGUCAGCUCCCCCCGUGUCCAAGUUCAGCCGGCACUUGCCUGCAGAGCCGCUCCACGACCCCUAUUUCAUACAGUCGCCAUCAACAGAACCUGCCUCUUGCUUAAACAGCCCUGGAAUUGCGGGAGGACCCAUCAUAUCUGAUGUCACUGAAGCAUCACCAUCCAACAUAAUAAAUAUGCAGCCCCCUCCUGAAAAUGACAGGGAGAAGUGCCUGAUGCUGAUCAAGGAGGAGCCGGUGAGCCCCGGUGUGAAGGCCUCGGCCGAGCCCCUGCCCGGCUGCCGGGCCUGCUCGGAGCCGCCGGUGCUGCCGGUGGCCAUGGUGCAGUCUGUCCUGGAGGGCAAGGGGAGCUGUGCUGCCCCCCCAGGGGCCUCCCAGCAGCCCGAGAGGAGGGGCAGGAGGGCACUGCUGGACAGAACAGAUAUUUCAGACCCGUUGGAGGGCACUGACUGGAGCCUGGAGGGGCUGCAGCUGCUGCUGAGGAGCCAGCAGUACGGGCUGGAGCCUGCCAGCCUGCUGGAUGUCUUUAAUCCCAACUUGUCUUUGAGCGAGUGGAAUGUGACUGAAAUGGAGGCCAGCCUGUCCCCGAUGCAGCGACUCACAGUGGAUCUGGAGAAGAAUGCAACUGAGCUGCCCCCAAAAGUGUUCAACCCCCCGUUCAGCAACACCUGCCCAGGGAAAGAUGUCAUUCUGGAAAGUGCCCAGCAGUUCCUCCUCGACCGUCAGUCCCUCUUCGGAAACGACCUCCUCAGCUUGCCUGAAAGUUCCUCCCUCUACGUUCCAUCUGAAAAUGUGGCCUCCUACCUGUCCUCUGUGGGGGUCCAAGGGGACAUCCCUUUAAACCUGAGCUCUUCCACAGACAACAGCCAGUGAUUUUGCUUCCAGGAACCAUCAUCUCCCUCCCACCCACCCAAGCAUCCACAGGUUUGAAUGUAAAGAAACAAAAGUGACUCAGAAACCCAACAGAGAGUUUAUUUUUGUGCCCUUUUUUUUGGAGUAGAUGGAAAUGGUUGGUAGCUGUUGCAUUGCUCUCCCUGCAUCUGGUUGUCAGUGUUUUUUAAAACAAAAUACUGUUUCUGGUGCUUGCUCCUAGGGGGAGUGAGAACUUGGCAGGAUUUUUUUUCUUGAAAAUGCUUUUAGAAAUUUCAAAACUUCUCAUAAAAUUUAAGUGGAAAGUAGCUUGAAAGUCCAUCUGGGACUUCAUAAAAUAGUGAUUCUGACUAGUGUCUGGCAAACUGUGGGAUUUUAUAGGGGCAGCACAGAUUAGCUAAGAUGCCUGACCCUUCUUGAUGCUGUUCUUGAAAUAGGAAAGGAAUCUAAUGCUCUACAGAUAUUUUUAAAUCCAUUUUCUGGGUUUGAUGGGAUGCACCUGUGCCUCUCCCUUGUCCUCCUAGGGUGAGGAGGAAACAGAUGUCUCAGGGUGUGCAGAAGAUCAUUUUCUGAGUGACCCCCAGGACUGUGGCUCCCAGGGGAGCUCCAGACCAUCACAGGCCACAAACCAUCCCACGCUGAGUUGAGAGCGUUUGUUGUUUGGGAUUUGUUUUGCCCCAGAUUUCUUUUCUCUUAGAUAAAGGCAGGGCACUCCAUACUUAAAAAAAACACAAAAAAGGGAUAGACUCUUCUGCCCAGGCAAUUUUUCAUGUGCAGAGGGGACUGAGGGAGCACACUCUGGGUUUUGGUGCUGGCUAAGUAUUCCAUGUCCAGUCCAAUGGUUUUUUUUUUCCCUUGGCUUUGACCUGUUCUAUUUCCUCUGAAGAUGUGCCUGUUGGUUUAUUGAUGUAUAAAAUCUGAUUAAACAGUUCAAUUGAUUGGAUCCCCUUUUUAGAAGGACUCUCAGCUGCUCAGUGUAGGAGAGAAGCAGAAGGGUUAGUCCACCAUGUCCCACAAACUUUUCUUCUGUCCUUUGUGCAUCUGAGAGCAGCCCCAAAGGCUGACCUGAUCUUCCCCUUCCAUGUGGUUUCUGAUGACUGAGUUUCUCAACAAAGCAGAGCUUUGUUUUUUAUGCUGUAGUUCUAAUGAGAACGUCUUAUUUAUCUCAAUAUCCUCUACCUGAGUGGCUUUUCCUAAGGAAAGCUGCUCAACUGCAGUAGAACAGACCCAGGAAAUUCAAUUAACUCAGGCCUCCUAAGGGCUUAGACAGGGAGGUGUAAGCUGUUCAUUGCCAUGACAAUUCUUGGUUGUAAAUUGUAUUCCUGAGCAUCUUGGUCAAGCAGAAUCCACACCAAAAUGCAGUCAAUCAAUCAGAUGAGUGCAGGCUCAAAAUCACAAAAAGAUGAGCAUGUUUUAAAUGGACCUUCCUGUCACAGCCCUUUCCUCCAUCCAUUUACCACUAUGUGGACAGAUGUGUUAGUUCAGAAACGUUCACUUCUGAGCCCAUUUCCCCCCAGCUGACUGCUGUGUGCUGGGAGCUCUGUCACUGCCUCGGUGCUGCAGUCUGUGCAGGAGCAGGGUGUGAGAGCUUCUGAGUUAAUCCCAGCCACUGUUUUUGUGUUCAGGACUAAGGGAAAAUUCUGGCAGCCCCCACUGGCCUGGUAUUUAGAUGAUGUGCUUGAGUGUAUCCUGGAAAAGGUUUUCCUUUUUAAGGUAUUUGUGCUCAGAAAGUUCACCUAGAUCAGCCCAUUUGCCACUAUUUUGCCAUUUCCAGCGAUGGGAAGUCGUUGAGUUGCACUCUGUUUAAUUCCUUUCUCAUAGAUAAUUGAGGACUGUCUGGUGUCUGCUGACACCCGACAGCGAGUGUUCAACAUUCACGUCCUUCUCUGGACUCCCACCCUCCAGGCUGCUGAAAUGUGAACACUGAGUGUAUUGACCCAACACGGUAUUUAAGCACAUGCUGCACUUCAAGCUCCUGAGUAGUUUUGCCACGUUUUUCCAAAGCAGCCUGGGCUCGUGGGGAGCAGCCUCUCGGGAGGGUUCUUGAGGUUUUCUUUAGGCUUUCUGCUCUGCUAUAAAUGUGGGACUGGAGCUUGACAGGGAGAGAGGAACCUCCAGGAAGAGAAUUCGGGAGGCUCUGCUGUGAAGAGCCAAGCUCGUGUUCCUCAGCAUUUUACACUGUUCAUUUAUUGAAGGUGAUGUGACUGCCUUUUGCACUAUGCUGUACAUUUGUAAAGUUUUACA